AGUGGAGCCAAGUUGGGGAAACCGAAGUUGGAAAAAAAAAGAGUAGGCAUCGAUUUGUGUGAGGGAAGAGAGAACAACGCUUGCUGAGACCGAUGCAUUCACAAAGUUUAGUCCUCACGAGGCGCAUCGCAUUGAGUUCUUGGCGUGCAUUUUCAACAACUAAGAUGGUCCAGAUCAAGGAAGGUGACAAGCUCCCCAGUGCGGAUCUGUUUGAAGACUCCCCAGCCAAUAAGGUUAACACCGGAGAUCUCUGCCGCAACAAGAAGGUCAUCCUUUUUGCCGUUCCCGGCGCCUUUACACCCGGCUGCUCCAAGACUCAUCUCCCAGGCUACGUGGAGAAGGCAGAUGACCUCAAAGGGCAGGGCGUGUCGGAGAUUGUCUGCAUCUCCGUCAAUGAUCCCUUUGUGAUGUCAGCCUGGGGUAAGGAACACUCUGCUGGGGGCAAAGUUCGCAUGCUUGCUGACCCCAGUGGUGCAUUUACAAAGGCCGUGGAUUUGGGUGUUGAUCUCCCCCCAUUGGGAGGUUUUCGCUCCAAACGCUACUCCAUGGUCAUAGACGAUGGGGUUGUGACAUCACUCAACGUGGAGCCCGAUGGCACAGGACUCACCUGUUCCCUGGCUGAUAAGCUAAAGCUCAAGUAGAUCAACUACUCCUCCUCAUGCACCAGAAGACCUAAAUUAAAUUUUUGAAGAAGAAAAAAAAAUGGGUCCACCUCUCAAAUGCCUAGAAGUGCAGCCUUUUUCCCCGCAAUCACGUAGGAUUUAUCCCUAAAUUUCUAGAUUAAAAAUGGAAGAACCUUUCUCACUGUGAAAAUUCUCAUGAAUAUCAAUGAAUUCUACUUAUAUUUUAGAGAGAGAAAUGAAUUUAUUACUUGCAAUUCGAAUACAACUUCACGAAAAAUAAAGCGUUCUGAUUCUAAAACACUA
Lutzomyia longipalpis is the source of this 926-nucleotide messenger RNA. RefSeq names its product peroxiredoxin-5, mitochondrial (gene Prx5). The record is from RefSeq and is a predicted model, not a curated record. The transcript has 2 exons. Gene Ontology annotation, biological process: cell redox homeostasis; cellular response to oxidative stress; hydrogen peroxide catabolic process. The coding region runs from base 93 to 641 and encodes 182 amino acids. NCBI's taxonomy places the organism in Eukaryota, Metazoa, Arthropoda, Insecta, Diptera, Psychodidae. Gene Ontology annotation, molecular function: thioredoxin peroxidase activity. Gene Ontology annotation, cellular component: cytoplasm; mitochondrion; peroxisome.